GCUGGGUUCGGGCGGCCUGCCCUCUUCCAUUGUGUGAGACGGAGCCGGACAUGGAGCCGCACAGGACCCCCCUGUUGGAAGUAAAAGGGAACAAGGCCCCUUCUCGACUGCCUGUUUCAGGAAGCAAGCUCAAGAGGGGGCCUGACCAGAUGGAGAAUGCCCUGGAGCCUGAGAAGAAACGGAUACGAGGCCUGGGCCCAGUGAACAAAGUGAUCACCACGUCCCGUUCCAAAGCGCCCCCUCUGGUGGCUCUGCCGCCGACACGAGGCCAGAGCGCAGCCCAGAAAGUCCUCAAGAAAACAGUGCCACGGCAUUCUACAGCUGUAGCCACAGUGCCCAAGAGCAAGAAUCCAGUUGCAGCUGUUCCUGCCCAGAAGACUGAUACAUCAGCUGGCCCUCCCGUGACGGGGUGGAAAAAACCUAACAAACGUCCAGGCUGGGACUUAAAGGGUCAGUUAAGUGACCUAAAUGUAGAGCUGAAACACUACCGUGAGAGGACACAAACAUUGGACCAGGAGAACCAGCAGCUGCAGGCCCAGCUCAGAGAAGCCCAGCAUCAGGCCACGGCCACAGGGGAGGAAUGCAGGACACUGGCACAUGAGUUAGCCGAGGUGCGCGUGCAGGCAGAGCAAGGCCAGCAGGAGCUGGGAACCCUGAGCGCCCGUGUCCUGGAGCUGGAAGCGCAGCUGGACACGCAGGAGGGCUUGGUGCAAGCACUCCAGAAAGAGCAGUUGGAGUUGCAUGAAGCGCGGAGGGGCCUGGCCGCCCGGCUAGAGGAGCAGGAGAGGCGGCUGAAGGCAUCCGAAAUGGCUCUGUCAAGCAGCCAGGCGGAGGUGGCAUCUCUGCGCCAGGAGACUGCAGCCCAGGCGGCGUUGCUGGCUGAGCGAGGAGACCGUCUUCACGGGCUGGAGAUGGAGCGCCGGCGACUGCACAAUCAGCUGCAGGAACUCAAGGGCAACAUCCGUGUAUUUUGCCGGGUCCGCCCUGUCCUUCUGGGAGAGCCCAUCCCACCUGCUGGCCUCCUCCUGUUUCCCCCUGGCCCUGGGGGGCCUUCUGACCCUCCAACCCACCUCAGCCUCUCCCGGUCUGAUGAAAGGCGUGGGACCCUGAACGGGGUACCAGCCCCCUGCACCCGCCACGACUUUUCCUUUGACCGGGUGUUCCCGCCUGAGAGUGGACAGGAAGAGGUGUUUGAGGAGAUUGCUAUGCUUGUCCAGUCAGCCCUGGAUGGCUACCCAGUGUGCAUCUUUGCCUAUGGCCAGACAGGCAGUGGCAAGACCUUCACAAUGGAGGGUGGGCCUGGAGGAGACCCCCAGGUAGAAGGACUUAUCCCCCGGGCCUUGCGGCACCUCUUCUCUGUGGCCCAGGAGCUGAGUGGCCAGGGCUGGAUGUACAGCUUUGUGGCAAGCUAUGUUGAGAUCUACAAUGAGACCGUCCGAGACCUGCUGGCCACUGGGGCCCGGAAGGGCCAGGGGGCUGAGUGCAAGAUUCGCCGGGCUGGGCCAGGGAGCGAGGAGCUUACUGUCACCAAUGCCCGCUAUGUCCCCGUCUCUUGUGAGAACGAGGUGGAGGCCCUGCUCCAUCUGGCCCGCCAGAACCGGGCUGUAGCCUGCACAUCCCAGAAUGAGAGAUCAUCUCGCAGCCACAGUGUGUUCCAGCUGCAGAUCACUGGGGAACAUGCCGGCCGGGGCCUCCGGUGCGCCGCCCCACUCAGCCUGGUAGACCUGGCUGGAAGUGAGCGGCUAGAUCCCGCCUUAGCCCUUGGAACUGAGGAGCGAGAAAGACUCCGGGAAACACAGGCCAUUAACAGCAGCCUGUCCACCCUGGGGCUGGUCAUCAUGGCCCUGAGCAAUAAGGAGGCCCAUGUGCCCUACCGCAACAGCAAGCUGACCUACCUGCUGCAGAACUCCCUGGGUGGCAGUGCUAAGAUGCUCAUGUUUGUGAACAUCUCUCCCCUAGAAGAGAAUUGCUCCGAGACCCUCAACUCCCUGCGCUUUGCCUCCAAGGUGAACCAGUGUGUAAUUGGUACUGCCCAGGCCAACAGAAAAUGAAGAUGGAUCCAGAGCCUGUGGAGUGUCUGUCUGUCUACAUGUGUCAACUCUUACACCUGUAUCUGUUUGGGGACAGGGGUGU
Molecule: messenger RNA, 2133 nt
Organism: Echinops telfairi (small Madagascar hedgehog)
Lineage: Eukaryota; Metazoa; Chordata; Mammalia; Afrosoricida; Tenrecidae
Gene: KIFC1
Product: kinesin family member C1
Exons: 11
Coding region: 51-2051 (666 amino acids)
Biological process (GO): microtubule-based movement
Molecular function (GO): ATP binding; microtubule binding; microtubule motor activity
Source: RefSeq, a predicted model, not a curated record